Messenger RNA from Ectocarpus siliculosus, 1252 nucleotides. NCBI's taxonomy places the organism in Eukaryota, Phaeophyceae, Ectocarpales, Ectocarpaceae. The record is from the annotation of a GenBank genome assembly.
AUGUUGCAGGGGAGGCGAGCGCUUGUUGUCGGCGUGGCUAACGCGCGUUCUAUAGCCUGGGGGAUUGCGGAUCGUUGGAGGCAAGAAGGGGCAGAGGUCUUCGUCACCUAUCAGAGUGAGCGGUUUCGCAAGCCCGUGGAGAAGCUCGUGGCAGACAGCUGGGGGCCUUUCGACACAGCAGGCAAUGCCAUACCCGCAGCGGCGUGCGACGUGACCAGCGAAGAGGACAUGGCAGCGCUUUGGCGAACACUGCAGGACAGGGGUUUCUGCUACAGCAGCCCCUCCUCGCCCCUGGAGGGGGGCAGGUGUUCCAAGGCAACGGAUGAGGGAACCGAGGCGGCCCCACGGGCAGCGCCGGAAGCGAGGAGUCGGGGAGGGGGCGGCGUCGGGGCAUCGGCAGCAUCGGGAGCGAAGACUGGUGCGGCAGAGCAAGCUCCGGGAGGGUCUGCUACCACUAGCAAUAGCGGCAGCAGGGGGGCCGAGGGGGAGGGGCAGGGCAGCGGCCUGAGGUUACAACGGCAAGGGUUGCCGGUAGGGAGCGGGGUUGCGGCGCCGAGGAAAACGGUCGACAUCGUUCUUCACUCCGUCGCUCAUGCCCCUACGGACGCCAUGCGGCAAGGGUUUCUCAUGGGAACCACGAGAGAGGCAUUCGUGUCCGCACACGUAGUCUCCGCGUACAGCCUGGUGUCCUCGGUUCGACACGCGCUGCCCUUCCUCUCCCCCGGCGCCAGCGUGGUCGCUCUGACUUACAUCGGUUCGCAGAGGGCGGCCGCAAACUACAACGUGAUGGGACCCGCCAAGGCCUCCCUGGAGAGCUGCGCGCGCGCCCUCGCCGCGGAGCUAGGGGGGGACACGACCAGCCAGGGGCCCGGGGGGGUACGAGUGAAUUGCCUCAGUCCCGGCCCGGUGCGGACCAUGGCGGCCCGCGGGAUCGCGGGUUUCGACCAGAUGAGGCGGGAGGCCGCCGGGAGAGCGCCGCUGGGGCGGGCCGCCGAGAUCGACGAGAUCGCGGCGGCGGCGACUUUUCUGGCGUCGCCCUUGUCGUCGGCGGUGACGGGGCAGACUCUCUACGCGGACUGCGGCUUCAGCGCGGUCGUGUAGUAGCGCGCGGCGCGGAAUAUUUGUGUGCGACGCUCAAGAGGCACCGACGUUGUAUCUGCCUAUUUUUUCGAGCGGAGGAUGAGGGGCGUGUACACGCAUGCCGUCCAGUGACCUCGCAUGUAGAAACGGAGGGGGGUAAUUUCUCGAUCGC